AUGAAGGUCUCAAGGGGUUUGCUGUUCCUGGCACUGUUCCUGGGUGUGUUGGUGUACCGCGUGGAGCCACGGUGCUCGCCCACUUCUUACUACAAAAACUGCUGGAUUCGACACUUCCCGGGAAUCCUUAUCGACACGGAGGAGUCAGGUCGGAGAGGAGCGAGUCUUGUUAGGAGCUACCAGGAGGAGAGCGCGCUGAGAUGCGGUCGUAGCUGCUGCCUGAGCAGAAAUGUGUCUUGCAAUGUGGCCAUCUUUGACUAUGACGCAACACAAGACAACUGUUUACACCUUCACUGUCCAACCUUGGAGAGCUGCAUCAUCGCACACAGAGACAAGGUGGUCCUCUACAACGUCACUAAGGGUGUGGAUCCUGAUUUGUUGGUGUUCGGGAAGCACCUCACCUCCAAUGUACGCGUGCUCCCGCAUCACUUCAGUCGGGUCAACGCUUCUGAGGUGCAGCCGCCCUCGGACAAGCGGCAAUUCUUUCAUCCGCCGCCUCCUGCCACCGUUAAACAAACAACCAGCAGCAGCACCACCGCCACUGUGAAGAGACCUCCAACAGCAACUACGUCAGGCAUAUUCAGGACCACCUCCAUGGCUUCUCCCAGCGUUACCGUGACAACGCCAUCCAGCAGGACCACCACACCGCCUCCUACUUCCCUCUCCACCGCUAGCAAGCAUCACACCUUCUCCACAUCCACGUUCAAGCCCCAAACGUCAGUCAAAGAGCAAGGAAGCCCGACUCCAGGGGGUGAGGACACCAUGGCAGGGUCAGUAGCAGGGUGGCACAGCCUGCUGGUGGCGCUGUUGAGCUGUGUGGCGGUGCUGCUGCUGCUGGGCUGCUGUUGCUGUGUGCUUGUGAGCUGGAGGAGGCGAGGGAGGGGGAUGAGGGGCUACCGUACGUCAGAGAUAAGCGGGUCCAUGCGUCUGAUCAAGUACAGUGUGGUCAGAGAGAGGUCCUGA
This is a messenger RNA of Dunckerocampus dactyliophorus (ringed pipefish), 963 nucleotides long. Its product is annotated as MANSC domain-containing protein 4-like. The transcript has 3 exons. Lineage: Eukaryota; Metazoa; Chordata; Actinopteri; Syngnathiformes; Syngnathidae. The record is from RefSeq and is a predicted model, not a curated record. The coding region runs from base 1 to 963 and encodes 320 amino acids.